Molecule: messenger RNA, 1302 nt
Organism: Podospora pseudocomata
Lineage: Eukaryota; Fungi; Ascomycota; Sordariomycetes; Sordariales; Podosporaceae
Exons: 2
Coding region: 1-1302 (433 amino acids)
Source: RefSeq, a predicted model, not a curated record
AUGACUGAUAUUCUGGGGGCUUUUGACGCUUCUAUCAGCCUGGCCGAAAGGCUUCGCAGUUUUGUCAACAGUUACGCGGGGGCUGAAGAAGCGGCUGCCACAAUGCGUCUUUUUGACGGCCAACUUGGAACCAUGAGGCUGAAACUUGCGUCGCGCGCCAUAACAGAGCUCCACAGCAAGCUCGAUAAGGCUCUUGGAUUGGUGCCGGAUCCGCAACAGAAAAACAACACGAUCCUGCGCGUGCAGUGGGCAACUGGGUUAGAAACCACAGUCAUGAACGAAUUUGAGACCAUAAAUGGUGGGAUCAACAACCUACAGAGCAUCGUCAAUCUCGCCAUGCACACUCUCAAGCUGAAGCCGCUUAACCACGGAUGUGAAUUCAAACUUAGUUUACACCAGGGUCAUGAAGAGCAAGACUUGGGGCCAAGGGGGUAUUCCACCAUGGCGGUGCUGCCCCCGAGUUAUCGUUCCGAUCAUCCGGUGCGAGUCUUUGUGGAAACCUACAGAGACUUUUCAAAGGCAACAGCGCUCGCCAGACACGUUGCCACGAGACUGUGGUGGACGUCCGACAACUUGGAGAACACGGACUUUUUGCGGGGAGUUCUGCCCUGUAUUGGUUUUGAUGGGUACAGGGUGAUCUAUUUACUUCCUAAGGACUUAAAAGAUCGACAAACCCUGAGGAAGCUGAUCGACAGUAAGAAAGUGUCCCUCGAGGCGCGGUUUUCCCUGGCACUCCAGCUCGCGAAAGCGGUACUCAAGGUCCAUUCCGAUCGGUUGGCUGCGCACUGUUCUAUCCGCAGCGACACCAUUCUGUUCCUCACCUCUGACGGAACGCGGGUUUCAGAGGUACCGGCGCCGCCCGAGCCGCCCGAGGCAGCUGCACCACCGGUGGAGGGGGGACUUGUCAGACGCAACACCUUGAAGCAAGGCAUCAACCGGGCUGGUACGGGUAUCAAGGAAAUUGGCACAACCAUCAAAAGAACAAUGAGCUUCAGUGCAAGAAAAAGGGACAGAGAGGAUAUCGAGGAUAGGAGGUCCAGAGACAGAGGUGCGGGUAACAGGGCGGCUCCACGGAAGAGCAGUCAACAAAGCUUACGGAAACGCAACGUACCGCGGAAAGUGAAGAGAAAAGGGGCUAUCUGGCCGGGAGCCCGGUCAAACGACAGCUCGGAGGACUUGCCUGACUCGGUUUGUGACGAACAGGAUAAGAUGGCAAGCAAGAAGGACUCGGUCGCUCUCAGCUGUGAGGUAUCAAACGCCCACGCACCGCCCGGAUUUGGCAGUCUGUAUCUCACUCAUUGA